Messenger RNA from Geodia barretti, 930 nucleotides. NCBI's taxonomy places the organism in Eukaryota, Metazoa, Porifera, Demospongiae, Tetractinellida, Geodiidae. The record is from the annotation of a GenBank genome assembly.
AUGGAGGACUUGGCGGAGUUCUCGGUGAAGGUCGAGCCUCCGGUGUCGGGCGGGUUUCGCGAUUACACGGUGUAUACAUGCAAUGCUUGGUGUCAAGGUCCGGUAGUUGCCCAGACGCUCCAGAUGCUCGAGGAAGACGAUCUGACCGCGAUGGGGCACAACUCGACCGAGUACAUCCAUCUGGUGUCGCAGGCUCUGGACCUUGCAUACGCGGAUCGUCACGCGUACUACGGAGACCCCGAUCUCGUUGAUGUGCCGAUCGAAGGUCUAUUGUCCAAGGGAUACACGCGGUCGAGGCGGGCGGAUGUUGACAUGACGGACGCUUUUCAUGCGAUGCCGGAGCCGGGCAACCCGUGGCCGUAUCAGGGCGUAUCUAGAAACGGUAGUGCUCCUGUGGCGAUGGCGGCGACUUCCGGAGGAAGGAUGCAGGACACGAGCUACGUCUGCGCGGUGGACCGAUGGGGCAACGCUUUCUCGGCGACGCCGAGUGAUCCGCUCGCGCCGAGUCCGAUUGUUCCAGGGCUAGGCAUUCAGAUGUCGUCGCGAGGUUCGCAGACUUGGCUUGACCCUGAACAUCCAUCGUGUCUCGAACCUUGGAAGCGGCCGCGACUUACGCCCAAUCCUGCGAUUGCAUUCAAGGACGGCAAGUUGUUCAUGCCAUUCGCAGGCUAUCGAAGAGCCGCGUUUCGCAACAUGGAACUUCCCAAACUCAUUCUGGCCUCACACCUAUUUCCGGGUCGGUUGGAUCUUGAGGGACGGAUCGACGCUGCGACUGCUGCGGAGCUGGUCGGCAUGGGUCACGAUGUUCACGUGCUGGCCGACUGGACGCCGACUGGUGGAGCGAUGACCGCGAUCGUCGUCGAUCAGGAAACGGGCGUGUUGUCGGGCGGUGCAGACCCGCGCCGGGACAGCUACGCCAUAGGGAGGUAA